Molecule: messenger RNA, 6972 nt
Organism: Emys orbicularis (European pond turtle)
Lineage: Eukaryota; Metazoa; Chordata; Testudines; Emydidae
Product: collagen alpha-3(IV) chain-like
Exons: 44
Coding region: 1-6972 (2323 amino acids)
Biological process (GO): extracellular matrix organization
Cellular component (GO): collagen trimer
Molecular function (GO): extracellular matrix structural constituent conferring tensile strength
Source: RefSeq, a predicted model, not a curated record
AUGUCGUUCUAUACUUGUGAUAUUACCAUACAAAAGAUGGAGAAAGCAAUGAACAUGUGGUUUGGGGACCAAACACAGAAAAGAGUUCCAUUGGACGGGCCAGUGAUUAGAGAAAAAGCUAAGAGAUUGUAUGAUCACUUAACACAGGAUGCUGUGUCAACUUUGGGGGAGAGCAGUGUAGCCAAGGAAUCUACUUUUAUAGCCAACAAGAGAUGGUUUGAGAAGUUCAAAAGGAGGUAUGGGCUGCAUAAUGUUAAAUUGGUCAGUGAAGGUGCAUUUGCAGAACAUGAAACUACAGCAAGGUUUCCACCCAAGCUGGCCGAACUCAUUGAGGAGAAAGGUUACAAGCCAGGGCAAGUUAUUAACGCAGAUGAGACUGGCUUAUUUUGGAAACAGAUGCCAAAGAGAACCUUUCUUUCAAAAGAUGAGAAAUCUGCUCCGGGUUACAAGGCUGCGAAAGACCGACUUACCCUUCUCAUCUGUGGAAAUGCAAUGGAGGAUUUUAUGGGUGAAAAAGGAUUUUCUGGUGCUCAAGGUGUACCUGGCCAGACAGGUUUCUGUGGCCCUGAGGGACCUCCAGGGCCACAGGGACCCACGGGAAUGCUAGGAUUACCUGGUUUUUCAGGUCUCCCAGGUCUUCCAGGUGAACCAGGAAACAUUGGUGGUCCUGGAGGUCAAGGAAUUCCAGGAUGCAAUGGCCCAAAGGGUAUUGAUGGCCUCAAAGGAGAUAAGGGGUGCCCUGCAAGUGGAUAUGACCCAGGAUAUGAUGGAAGAGGUGACCCUGGAUUACCAGGAAUACCUGGACGCCAGGGUGUUUCAGGGAGAAUGGGACUUCCAGGAUCACCUCGCGUUUUCACCAAAUGCAUGGCAGUUGUCGCUGCGUUCCUGCGCAAGCGCCAGAUUCAGGUUUUCCCAUACCUCAACAACUGGCUGAUCAAAGGCCACUCCAGAUCCCAAGUGGAGGAUCAGGUCGGCUUCAUAAGAAGGACCUUCCUCAAACUAGGUCUCCUUCUCAACGAGGCCAAAUCCACUCUGUCCCUGGUGCAGAGGAUAGAGUUUACAGGCGCAGUGCUGGACUCAACCCAAGCCAUGGCGUACCUCCCGGAAACUAGGUUUCAGUCUCUAGGGGACAUCAUACGGGGCCUUAGACAGUUCCCUACGACUACAGCAAGGAACUGCUUGAAACUGCUGGGGCACAUGGCUGCAUGCACCUACGUAGUACAGCAUGCUAGACUCAGACUUCGCCCACUUCAGUCAUGGCUGGCGUCGGUUUAUCGACUGGCCUGGGACACUCUGGACAGCAUUGUAACCCUGCCUCACCCUGUACUAGACUCCCUCCUGUGGUGGCUUGACCCACAGGUGGUUUGUGCGGGAGUACCUUUCACCAGCCCCCAGCCAUCCCUCUCGUUAGUGACAGAUGCCUUGGAUCUGGGCAGGAGGGCACAUUUGGGAGACCUCAGAACUCAGGGCCUCUGGUCUCAGGUGGACCUUGCUCAGCAUAUUCACGUCAGAGAGCUGAGAGCGGUGGGUCGGGCGUGCCAGGUUUUCAGAACCCAUAUAUCAGGCAGAUGGGUAUCAGUCCUCACUGACAACACCACGGCAAUGUUUUAUAUCAACAAACGGGGGUGCACGCUCCUCUCUCCUGUGCCAGGAAGCCCUCUGGGACUUCUGUGUAGAGCACUCAAUACACCUGCAGGCUUCAUACCUCCCCGAGGUGCAGAACAAGCUGGCGGACAGCCUCAGCUGAACUUUUCAUGGCCACAAGUGGUCCCUCCGGUUGGACGUAGUGAGCUCAAUUUUCCGUCUCUGGGGCUUUCCCCCGAUAGACCUGUUUGCCACACGCAGCAACAGGAAGUGUCAACUAUUUUGCUCCUUCAUGAAUCACAGUCUGGGUUCCAUCACAGAUGCCUUCCUUCUUCCAUGGGGAGACUGUCUGCUCUCCGUGUUCCCACCAAUACCGCUGGUCCACAAGCUGCUCCUCAAGGCCCACAGGGACAGGGACCAGGUCAUAUUGAUAGCUCUGGCAUGGCCACGCCAGCACUGGUUCACAUCACUCCUGGAAAUGUCCGUGGUGACCCCGCUCACCUUACCGUUGGUCCCGGACCUGAUGACGCAGGAUCACGGCCACCUCCGGCAUCCGAACCUAGAGUCGCUCCACCUCACAGCUUGGAUGCUCCAUGGCUAAAUGCUAUGGAACUGUCCUGUUCUGAUCAAGUCAGACAAGUUCUCCUUGGCAGUAGGAAGCCCUCUACAAGGGCAACGUACCUUGUCAAGUGGAAGAGGUUCCCUCUCUGGUCAGAGCAGCACCAUCAGUCACCGAUGCUUGCCCCAGUCCCUUUCAUACUGGACUACCUCCUCCAUCUUAAACAGGCUCUGUCCUUGUCAUCAAUAAGGGUCCACUUGGCUGCCAUCUCCGCCUUCCAUCCGGGCGCAGACAGCUUCUCGGUCUUCGUGAACCCCAUGGUUACCCGUUUCCUCAAAGACCUCGACCAGCUCUACCUGCAAACUCAUCAGGUGGCAUUCCUGGUGGCGAUAACCUCAGCUAGGAGAGUGUUGGAGCUCAGGGCACUUACAUCUGAGCCCCCUUACACAGUAUUUCAUAAGGACAAGGUUCAGCUCAGACCACAUCCGGCAUUUCUCCCUAAAGUUGUCUUCCACUUUCACAUGAACCAGGACAUCUUCCUCCCAGUGUUUUAUCCUAAGCCACAUUCCUGCGACAGGGAGCGAAGGCUUCACUCAUGGGAUAUCAGCAGAGCGCUGUCCUUCUAUAUAGAGAGAACUAAGCCAUUCCAAAAGUCCGUCCAGUUAUUCAUAGCAGUGGCAGACAGGAUGAAGGGCCCCCCCGUCUCUUCCCAGCGCAUCUCGUUGUGGAUCACACCUUGCAUUCGGGAGUGUUACGGCCUGGCAAAGGUGCCAGCUCUGCCAAUGACCGCUCACUCCACCAGGGCUCAGGCCUCCUCAGCUGCAUUCCUGGCGCAGGUCCCCACCCAGAAGAUCUGCAGACCAGCGACGUGGUCCUCGAUACCCACGUUUACGACGCACUGUGCGAUCACACAGCAGGCCAGAGACGAUGCGGCCUUUGGACAAGCUGUGCUCCAAUCAGGUGAUCCUGGAUCAGCAGGACCCCCUGGGCUCCCAGGAACAGUUAUUGUGACAUUAAGUGGACCAGAUAAUAUGAAGGGCUUGAAAGGAGAUAAAGGAGAGAAAGGAUCAAGGGGUCUCCCAGGACCAGUUGGGUCAUUGGGUUUUCCUGGAGAUUUUCAAAGUGAAAAAGGUGACCCAGGAGAGCCUGGCCCGCAGGGUAAACCUGGAAAAGAUGGUACCCCCGGUCCACAUGGCUUUCUGGGAGAGAAGGGUGAGCGCGGCUACCCAGGAUCGCCUGGCAUAGCAGGCACUAAGACAAAGUAUUAUGAUGAGGUGGCUGGUGAAAAAGGAGAUGAAGGAUAUCCAGGACCCCCAGGACUUAAAGGUCAACCUGGCAUACCUGGUGUAUCGAGACCUGGCGUAAAUGGUCCACAAGGAUAUCCAGGACUGAAAGGAAAUAAGGGAGAGAGAGGACAGCCUGGCAUGAAUGCUGUGGGAUCUCCAGGACUUCAUGGGUUUCCAGGCAGACCUGGUUCUGUAGGAUCACCAGGUCCUCCAGGACAGCCAGGUAAAGUAACGUUUGAAACGCACCCACCAGGAGUUCCAGGAAACCCCGGAUGUGUGGGACCUCCAGGACUUCCAGGAGAUAGUGGAGUGAAGAAGCAAGUCCUUGUAAUCAAUGCAGUUAUAUACCAGGAGGACCUGGACUUCCUGGUGCUCCUGGGCAAGAUGGUCAAGAAGGAGUUACUGGGACUUCCAGGUUUUCCAGGAGAUCAAGGACUGAAAGGGCCAAACGGUGAACCGGGAUAUGUGUAUCCAGAAGGGCAAAAAGGAAACAGAGGAGAUCCAGGGAUCAGAGGAAAUCCAGGGAGGAAAGGGGACAGAGGAUUAUCAGGAUUGCCUGGUAACCCAGGUCUUCCUGGAGAAAUGGGGCUCACUGGACCACCAGGAUAUGGACCACAAGGAAUGACAGGUCCCAAAGGCACUAAGGGAAUGUCUGGAUUGCCUGGAUUGCCUGGAGCAAUUGGUCCAGAAGGAGAACUUGGUGCAGUAAAUCCAAUACCUGGACCACCAGGACCUCGGGGGCCAGAGGGUUUACCAGGACCCCCAGGAGCAAUGGGUAAUGUUGGAUCUAGAGGACAACAUGGUGAUUUGGGAUUACCUGGGUGUGAUGGUGCUCCAGGAUUUUCAGGGACUGGAUUUCCUGGAGAUCCUGGUCCAAAAGGGGAUAAAGGUCUUCGAGGAUCUAAAGGAUCACCAGGUUUGCCAGGAAAGGCAGGAGAACCAGGCUCGCCUGGACAGCCUGGAUACCCAGGAGAAAAGGGAGACCCUGGAUUAAUUAUUCCUGGCCAACAGGGUGGAUUAGGUUCCCCAGGACAAGGCGGCUUUCCAGGGGUAAAAGGUGACAGAGGAAUUCCAGGUCUACCAGGAUUCCCAGGACAUAACGGUGCUGAUGGGCCAAGAGGAGAAAGAGGUGUACUAGGAUCAAAAGGAGACCCCAAUAUUCCAGGCUUGGGUGUCCCAGGAUUCCCUGGACAAUUUGGGCUGCCUGGAUUGCCAGGUUGCCAAGGAGACAAAGGAUCGCCUGGUCUCAAGGGUCAGCCUGGCAGACCAGGAAUACCAGGUGCACCAGGAGAACGAGGUAUAAUGGGCAAUUUAGGAAUUCGUGGACCUCCUGGUGUCUUUGGACACCCAGGCAUUCCAGGAAACAGAGGUUCUCCUGGCCUUCCAGGACUGAAGGGAAGAAAAGGGUUUUUAGGGGCAAAGGGUGAACCAGGUGAUAAAGGAUUUCCUGGACCAUCAGAGACCAGAGGGAAUCCUGGGGAUAAAGGAGAACCAGGAUCAAAAGGAUUUCCAGGAAGAAUAGGUCUGAAAGGAGAAAGAGGAGAUAAAGGUAUACAAGGAUCAGCAGGGCUUGAUGGGACAUCAGGAGUAUCAGGUCUGCCAGGUCCCAAAGGAUUUGUAGGUCUGCAAGGAAUUCCUGGAAGACAAGGAUUACCAGGACCUCCAGGAGACAGAGGUUCUAAAGGGGAGAGAGGAUCUCGAGGUUUACCAGGACCAUCCGGUGCACAAGGCCCUCCAGGCCUUCUUGGUUUUCCAGGUGAUAAAGGAGAACCAGCUAGUUCAGCAUCUGGGCCUCCAGGAAAACCAGGACCAAAGGGUGAUCCAGGUCCCCCAGGAGAAAUGGGAAGAAAAGGGGAAAGAGGAUCACCAGGUCAGCCAGGACUUGUAGGAGAACCUGGACUAGCUGGAAACAGGGGGGAUUGUGGAAAACCAGGAGCUCCAGGUGCAAUAGGAGCCCCUGGAGCCAACGGAGCUGUUGGGGAAAGGGGGAAUCAAGGACGGGAUGGUAUUCCUGGCUCCCCAGGGGAAAAGGGAGAACAAGGUACACCAGGAUGGCAGAUUAAAGGUCCACAAGGUAUUUCUGGUCCUAAAGGAAUCAAAGGUGACGUGGGGAUUCCUGGUUGUCCAGGACCAGAAGGUAUUAAAGGUCUAAUGGGGGAUCCAGGACCAAUUGGACCUCCUGGAUUGAAUGGAAAGCCAGGAUUCCCAGGUGCACCAGGCAUAAUGAUUCCUGGCCAGAAAGGAAAUAGAGGUCUUGCCGGAGUGGAUGGACGACUGGGUAUUCCUGGUAGUCCAGGACCUUCUGGAACCCCUGUGUACAGCAUAAAAGGAAACAAAGGUGUUAGAGGUAUAGAUGGCAUACCAGGACCACCAGGAUUGGUAGGCAAUAUUGGUCCUCAAGGUUUAACAGGAGUUGAAGGCACCCCAGGCAAUGCAGGCCCUAGAGGUGAACCUGGCUUUCCAGGACUUCCAGGUGUAACAGGAGAAAAGGGUAAUCGAGGACCCCCUGGACCAAUGGGUGCAGCAGGACCUAUCGGACCAAAGGGCCCCCCUGGUCAGCCUGGAGCACCUAGGAAAGCAACAUAUAUCCCAGGAAACCAAGGACCUGCUGGAUCACCUGGAAGCCCAGGACUACCAGGAGAUCCAGGACCUCGAGGGCCACCAGGAUUACAUGGACCUCAAGGUGUAAAAGGCCUACCAGGCCAUUGUGGAAAUCCAGGCAUACUUGGACCAGUUGGUCCAAAAGGAGACAAAGGAUUUCAAGGACAAAGAGGAUCUCCUGGGCUUAUUGGCUUUCCAGGAGUACGGGGCCUACCUGGUUCCCCGGGUAUUUCAAUAUCUGGUCCAACAAGAAGAGGCUUCAUCUUUACCCGGCACAGCCAGUCAACAAAGAUUCCUUCAUGCCCAUCUGGGACAGCUCAGAUCUACAGUGGUUAUUCUCUUCUCUUUGUACAAGGAAAUGAGCAAGCACAUGGCCAAGACCUUGGGACAGUUGGUAGCUGCCUGCAGCGAUUUACCACCAUGCCAUUUUUAUUCUGUAACACCAAUGACGUUUGCAGUUUUGCUUCUCGCAAUGACUAUUCAUACUGGCUGUCAACUGCAGCACCAAUGCCAGAAGACAUGGCACCAAUCUCUGGCAGAGCCUUACAGCCCUAUAUUAGCAGAUGUAUUGUUUGUGAAGGACCAGCAGUGGUAAUAGCAGUUCACAGCCAAACAACUGCAGUUCCUUUAUGUCCUCAAGGCUGGAUAUCUCUCUGGAAGGGUUUUUCCUUUGUUAUGUACACAAGUGCCGGUUCAGAAGCCUCUGGCCAAGCAUUGGCAUCACCUGGAUCCUGCUUGGAAGAAUUCCGUGCCAUUCCAUUCAUAGAAUGUCAUGGUAGAGGGACAUGCAACUACUACACAAAUUCCUACAGCUUCUGGCUGGCUUCACUAGAUCCAAGAAGAAUGUUCAGGAAGCCUUUACCACAGAUUUUAAAAGCAGGGGAAUUGGAAAACAUCAUCAGCCGCUGUCAGGUCUGCAUGAAGAGAGACAGAAAUUCUUGA